This is a messenger RNA of Recurvomyces mirabilis, 1848 nucleotides long. RefSeq names its product oxygen-dependent protoporphyrinogen oxidase. Gene Ontology annotation, biological process: porphyrin-containing compound biosynthetic process. The transcript has a single exon. NCBI's taxonomy places the organism in Eukaryota, Fungi, Ascomycota, Dothideomycetes, Mycosphaerellales, Teratosphaeriaceae. The record is from RefSeq and is a predicted model, not a curated record. Gene Ontology annotation, molecular function: protoporphyrinogen oxidase activity, oxygen as acceptor. The coding region runs from base 1 to 1848 and encodes 615 amino acids.
AUGCUUCGCCAUGGCCAUCAAUUAAACCGCAGCAUAUGCAGGCAGUACAGACGUUCCGGCACGCAGGCGGUAUGGCCUUGCGCUGUCCAGUUCCGAAGACAGAGCACGGAAGUAAAGCCAACGCAUGAUGUAGCAAUACUCGGCGGAGGCAUUACUGGUCUCGCAAGUGCAUACUACCUUGCACGAGAGCUGCCAAACUCGCGCAUCACUGUCUAUGAGGCGUCGGAUCGCAUUGGAGGAUGGCUUUCGUCGAAGCGGGUACCAGUCAAAGAUGGAACCAUACUAUUCGAGGCCGGUCCUCGAACUCUACGACCAGCCAGUAAUGGAGUGCUUUCCGCAAGGAUGAUGCAAGAGCUGGAUCUUGCGAAGGAUGCCAUAUUCCCGCAGAAGACCUCGCCUGCUGCGCAGAAUCGAUAUGUAUACUAUCCGGAUCAUCUGGUGCGCAUGCCACACCCAGCAUUCGGGUUUGCUGAAAAUGCCUGGAGUCUUCUGACAGAGCCAGUGUUCAGCGGAACACCUUGGGCAGCAGCCCAGGAGAUCUUCAGAGAGGCUCGAGAUCAAGGUGUGCAAGAUGAGAGUGUGGGUGACUUUUUCUCACGACGACUGUCACGAAACACCGUUGACCGCAUACUCAGCGCUGUUUUACAUGGUAUCUAUGCUGGAGAUGCUUGGCAACUAUCUGCAAAGAGUCUGUUCUCGGGACCAUGGCGUGACGAAGCAACUGCAGGCAGCAUCUUCGCGGGCAUGUUGAAGAGCAGAGCAGAUGGGCCGGAGUUGACAAGGCGAGAAGCGGACUUUCUGCAGGUCAUGAAAAGCUACAAUUGGGAUCCGCUACUGCGAGCGACGCUGAAAGACACAACUGCUUUCACGUUCAAGGAUGGAUUGCAGAUGCUGGUCGACAAGCUUGCAAGACAUCUGGUGGAGAAAGGCAAUGUAGAGUUCAGGACUUCCACGCCUGUCACAUCCAUCGUAGCAUCGGAGAAUCGCAAUAACGUUACUGUGAACGCGGAGGAUGCAACGCAGUCCGGCACCUACACUCAUGUCAUCUCGGCGCUGUCACCAGGACACCUCAACCAGGUGGCUAGGAAACUAGAAGAUACGGCCACCACGAUUCUGGUACCUAGCAUUCCCACCGUGACUGUCAUGACCGUCAAUCUCUAUUUCCGGACACCAGACUUGCAUCCUCCCGGCUUCGGCUAUCUGAUUCCACAAGCCACACCGUUCGAGAACAAUCCCGAAAGGGCACUUGGAGUAGUGUUUGACACAGCAUACUCGCCUUCCCCAAAAGACUUGGACCUCAACAACUGGCAAGUCAACGACGUCGAUCAGCUGAAGCAAGCGCGAGAGCAAGGUCAGCUCAUUAACGUGAACGACUUCGCAUGGUACAACAUGCCCCACCAGCCCAACAAACAAGAUGAUGUGCCCGAGCGCGGCACGAAAUUGACAGUGAUGCUGGGCGGGCAUUGGUGGAAUGGCUGGCCUAGCUUUCCCGAUGAAAAGGAGGGACUGGCACUCGCUAGAUCAGUCUUGCAGCGGCACCUCAACAUUUCAGAAGAGCCCGAGGCCUGGCAAGUAAACAUCCAAAAGGACUGUAUACCACAGUAUACUGUCGGCCACGAAAGCCGACUCAAGUCAGCACACAACAACAUAUGGCGUGAGUAUAAGGGUCGGUUACGGGUGGCUGGCAAUUGGAUGGCUGGAGUAGGUGUCAAUGACUGCCUCAGAUCUGCUUGGGAUGUAGUCCAGAGCCUACGCAGUGGCAUGGAUGGCACAGGUCUAGAGCACGUCGGGACGACUGACUUUGUUCGACUGAAGCCUGUGAGGCCGGGACAGCAAAGUGAUAAGUGA